Jaculus jaculus (lesser Egyptian jerboa) is the source of this 4332-nucleotide messenger RNA. RefSeq names its product KIAA1755 ortholog. The transcript is spliced from 15 exons. The record is from RefSeq and is a predicted model, not a curated record. Bases 261 to 3845 code for a protein of 1194 amino acids. NCBI's taxonomy places the organism in Eukaryota, Metazoa, Chordata, Mammalia, Rodentia, Dipodidae.
AGAAGGCCUGGGUCGGCCUCCCAGCCGGGGCAGGAGGGGAAUUCUGGUGCGGAGCUUACCCAUGGACAAGUCCGCACUGGGAAGAAACGGCCGGGCCGCCCCUCGCCCCUGGGAAAUGAAGCCGGGCUCUGCAUCCCCGGACCGCCCCGCUUGCUCGCGCUCCGGGGCUAGGCGGGAAUGGAUCUGAGUCGGACAGACGGACACCAGGACUCACUGACCCCAACGUAGCAGGAGAGCAACCGGCCGGUGAUCCCGUCACCAUGGACCCCUCGGCCCUGGACACGGCCAUUCAGCACGCCCUGGCGGGCCUCUAUCCACCUUUUGAAGCCACAGCGCCCACUGUCCUGGGUCAAGUCUUCCGGCUCUUGGACUCUGACUUCCGGGGAGACGGCCUGAGCUUCCUCCUGGAUUUCCUCGUCCCUGCCCAGCGUUUAUGUGAGCAAGUGCGAGAAGCGGCCUGUGCCCCCUACGCCCACUGCCUCUUCCAGCACGAGGGUUGGCCUCUGUGUCUGCGGGAGGAGGUUGUGGUCCACCUGGCACCACUCAACCCUCUCCUUCUGCGCCCUGGUGACUUCUACCUUCAAGUGGAGCCUCUGGAGGAGCAGUCUGUCCACAUGACACUCAAGUGCCUCUCCUUGGAUCUGCGCACAGUGGACAGGAAACCCGUUCCAGGGUCAUCUUACCCUAUGCUUUUCACCCCCGAGUGGCUGGAGGCCAUCAACAAGGAGUUUGAAGGAAGUCCCCUGCACAACUGCCUGGUGGCUUCAGAAAACGGUAUCGCCCCUGUGCCUUGGACCAGGAUCACCAGCCCAGAGUUUGUGGAUGACAGAUCCCCAGCAGCGAACGUGGUCUCACCAGCUGGGGACUCCUGUCCAUCAGACGCACUCCAUCCUGGCAGUCCCCAGGAGCUGUGCCGAGCCAGCUCCCCAGGCAGCCAGGGGUCUUUGGCCCAUAGUGGGGUCAAGGGUAAGGACAGGACAUCUGGGGACAAGUAUCCAGGACUCAUCAAGGUGGAACCAAGCCAGCCUGGGAAGGUGGACUUCAGGAUGGACCACGGGGCCAGCCGGGGCCUGGGUGGGGAGUAUGUGACUCUCUUGGGCUCUUCCCAAGAGCACCAAGAGGGGUGUCUCUGUAAGGAUGUGGUGGCACCUGGUGGGUGCACUCUGAGAACCCUGGAGGAGAGAUCUGGAAUUAAGGGGAUGCCUUUGCCUGGAGGGAUCAUGCCUCUCCCAGAACCCACUGGUGAACUCCACUUGGGGAGAUGGGCGAGUGCAAAGCCAGCCGGCUCAGGGGAGGGUGCCUGUGUUUGGGGCUCCAGGAGGAAAGCCAGACUAAAAGUAUCUGCCCACAACACAAAACGACAGUCCCAGCAGCCCCACCUUGGUGUCCCCGAGCAGCCUCUGGAGUGCAUCUCUGGUGUGGAGGCAGAUGUCUCAGAAGAGCCAGCUUCCUCCAAGAUGCAGGGGUCUCUGAGACUCACAGAGGCCAUUGUCCAGCUCAGACCUGGGCCAACACAAGCAUCCUCGCCCCAUCUGAGCCCAGCUGCAUCUGCAGCCUCAGCCUCUGAAGCAAAGACAGAGAAGACCAAGCAGGGCCAUGCCAGCGUUCCCAAGCCCGUGGCUUGUGCCAGUCAGAACACCUCCUCCUCGCCAACCCCCACUUCUGGCCUCCAACUCUCAGGCCUGACAGGGCAGAGGCCAGCUCUGGUGCCUCCCAAGGACCAGCACGGCAGGCCUUGUAAGGCCCCGUGCUCCCUGGACUCUCUUCAGCCCCAUGGAACCAAGGCUCCAGGGAAAGACGGAACAUCCCGCCCCAGAACAUCUGGCCCCACCGCCCACUCAGCCCCACUGUCUGGGGAGCAGGCUGCCUUCCCAGAAGUUUCGGUGGGCCCUCCGGGAAGAGGCCCUAGCCUGGAGGAGUGCCCCAGGCCUGCACCCAGGAUUGUGGAUCUGGGAGUAGAGCUUCUCCACUCUGGGAUAGCCUGCCUGCCAGGUGGUCGGGACAGGGCAGGGCGACCCCUGCUUCUGGUAUCAGUCCCAGAGGGUGCCUGGGAGGCACCAUGGUGCACGGCCUCACGGGUCACAGAGCUGCUUUCUUACCUGUGCGGCGUCCCCAGGUCGGAAGAUAAAGCCAAGGGGCUGGCGGUCGUCAUUGAUGGCAGGAAAGGGACCCCGCAGCCCGCUCUGCUCAGCGCCCUGCACACCACCCAGGCUUUGACCCGGGAAUCCGUCGGGGCGCUGCUCUUCCUGGGGGAGAAUGCAGCGGCUCUUCGGCUGCAGGAGUUACCUGUCCAGGUGGAGAUUCUGACCUCACUGAAGUCGCUCAGUCGCCACGUGGACUCCAGCCAGCUGCCCGAGGCCCUGGAAGGCCCCUUCCCCUACUGCCACAGCGAGUGGGUGCGAUUCUUCCAGAGGCUGGACCCAUUCCUUGUUGGCCUGCUCCAGGUCUCCUCCCUGCUGCAGGCUGCCAUCCAGGCAUUUGAGAAGGGCGAUCUCCCCUCGGGGGCACAGGAGGCCACCAGGUGCCUGAACAAAUCUAAGGAGCUGAUGGAGGCUGUGCUCAAGGACCCAGGGCUGCUGGGGCUCCAGCGGGAAGGCGGAGCCACCCUGGCCAGGCUGCAGCAUGAGGCCAGCAGACUGGACCCCAACCCCGACGUCAGGAGCCAUCUGGCUGAAGCUGCUGCCCUGUACAGCCUUGUGGAUGAGCAACUCCAUGUCCUGGUCACCACAUCCAACCACCUGCUGGGAAGGUUAGAGCUUCGCGUCCGCCUGGGACACCUGGAAGCUGCCAUCCACCAGGUCAGCGACUGGAUGGAGCGGGAGGGAAGCCAGCGUCUGCAGGCGCUUGUCCCGACCGACGCCAGCAUGGAGAGCGUGGAGAGAGCCCACGUGGAGUGUGAGGACUUCUUCCUGCAGGCCGCGGCUCAGUACCGUCGGGGCCUGGAGCUGUGCAAACAGGCGGCCCAGCUGGGCGCUGCAGCCGGAGGGGCCGGCGAGGCUGGGGAGACCGAGCUCCCAGAGCUGGUGGCCUUCGCCUCCACCCAGCGAGCGUUCCAGGCGAAGCUGACCCAUUUCUACAUGGCUGCCGAGCGACAGCGCACCGACCUGGAGACGCUGCUCCACCUGCACCGGUUCAGCAAGAAGAUAACUUGGUUCCACAUGGACUGUCAGGAUCUGAUGACCCAGCUCAGGCUGGGCAAGGCCCCGAAGGCCAGCCCUGGGGACGAGCGUCGCCUCCACCGCUACCUGCAGCGCCUGACAUCCGAGUUCUCAGCAGAGAAGCUGGAAGCCAUGGGGUUGCAGGCGGCCUCCCUGAGCCAGGCCAGCCUGGGACAGGAGCUGUGGGACGAGACCCAGCGACAACACGAGGAGAUCCACGGCCUGCUGAGGAUGGCGCUGGCCCACUGCCGGAACCCAGCGGAUCUCCUGGCCCUCUCGGCCCACGCGGGUCGCAGCAGACCGGUGGCCAAGGGCAAGUGUCUACACAGAGAAGCCACACCCAGGGGGAGACGGGACCUGCCCCUACAAGACUCUCAGGGUAUGGAGCCUGUGACAAAGUCCUACUGGCCCUCGCAGGCCCCCCGAGGGGGCCAGAGCAGAAACGUCCAGGCAGGUCCUCUUCCCCACGAAACUGGCCAGGCUGUGGACACCGAUGGGGGCAGAGGUGCCCCGGAUCUUCCUGAGCCCGCUCCGGAGCGGCUUCUGGCCUCCCUCUUCUCCUGGCAACAUCUCCCCAGACAGAGCCAGGGCCCCCACCCCGCUGGAGGCAGCUUCUCUUCCGAGGGGACAGACUCACAAACAUCCCUGGAGGACUCACCCCAGACAAGUCCGCCUGCGUCCCUCUAGCCGGAGCCUCAUUCUCGCGCCAGUUCCAGGGAGUUGUCGGAACCCCAACAGCAGGUUGUGAUGGGACUGCUGGAGGGGAACAGGGAGCCCACACCAUCCCACUGGGACGUGGUCAUGGAGCCUGUGCUGGGAGAGACUCCUUCUGGCUCCAGUAAACUCCAGGAAGAUGGCUUCCCACCCACACAAAAUAGUAUGUAGUGGGAGUCAGGGUCCAGGCUCAGUAAAGCAGCCAUUGGCCCAUCAUUGAGUCUCCCAUGGAGGGGCCCUUUGAGGCCCUCUCUGCCAAGGCCUUACUUGAGCGGUGCAAAACACCACACAGAGUUCACACGGGUGAGGAGAAGUUCACCCACUGGGAGUGACCUCUUGGCUUGAGCCCCAUAGAACUGGACCCUGAAACAAGGACUCAAGUGUCUGGGCAUUUGACAGUGACCCCAAGAGCCACUGGUGGGGAGUCUGGAAAGGGAAUAAAGGGCAUCUUGUCAAGCAA